AUGCCAGGUGAGCAUCGUGUGCAGGCAGGAGCCCCCAUGGUGGCACAGCACAGCCUCCUGCUGCUGCAGAGCCAAGCACUGGCCGAGGAGGAGGCGACCAAGACAAAGAGGGAGUUGCUUACCCGGUUCCUGAAGGACAAGCUGGCUAAGGAGAAGCGCAGCAGCAUCCUGAACCUCCACAAGCUCAGCAUGCAGUGGCGGGCAGUGCUGCGGGAGACCAAAGACAAGGAUCUGCGCCAGGACAUUGAAAUCCUCAGCCAGACCUUUGCGCGGGUGAUGGACUGCAAGGACAGCGUCAUCGAGUCCCUGGCCACAGACCUGGAGGAGGCGGAGGAGCAGCACGCCCAGGCCCUGCGCAGCUACCUGCACAAUGUCGACCGCCUGCUGCAGCUCCAGCGCUGCCGCUUGAUGUGCCUGGAGGAGGGGUAUGGCACCCAGCUGGAGGCCCUGAAGACAGAAUUUGAGGCUGAGAGGAGGAUCAUCCUUGAGCAGCACGAGCAAGAAAGCCACUACCUGCAGGACGUGAUGCUGGCUGCGGAGCAGAAUUAUGCCCAGAACGACCAUGAGACCACACUGAAUUUCCAGAGUGUCUGGAAUGACAUCAAGAACAAGAGCCUGCAGGAGAAGCAGUACAGCCGCACGCAGCUGGGCGGGAAGGUGGAGGUGCUCUGGGAGCAGUUCCAGCGGACCAUGCAGAGCUACACAGAGGCCACUGAGCACCAGAUUACUUUUGAGGCACUGAAGCAGAAGGUUGAGAAGAGCUCCAAGGAUAUAGAGAUGCACACAAAGAAGCUGCAAAAGCUCCAGGACUUGGUCACAGCCACCAAGGGCCACAUCACGGCUCACCUCCGAGAGAGUGAGGAGCAGAACCGGUGCAUGCGGGAGAAGAAGGAAAGGCUCCUCAGGCAGCUCCAGGAGCUCAGGAGCGAGAUGAACCAGGCCAGGGCUAAGGCCCACGGCAGCCUGGCUGGGCUCACCGUGCAGAGCAGCGCUACCCUGAAGACACUGGCACGGGUUGUGGAGAAGGGCCAGCGCGUCUUGCGGCUGGCUGAGAUGUGCCGCAGGCUGGAGACGGAGGAGGAGAAGGUGCUGCCCUUCUACCCUUCCUCGCUGGCAGAGGGGGAGCAGCAAGAUGCCCAACGAGUCCUUGAGGAGAUGCCUGUGGAGCCUCUGGCCCAGGCCAUGCAGGACUACGUGGGGCUGGAGCAGUUCUGGCAGCGGUUCAACAAGGCGAAGCUGGAGGAGCAGGCACUGGAGUGGGAGCAGGCGGCCCUCAGCUGGAGGAAUGGGCAUCUACGGGAGCUGCUCAGGCAGUACCUGGUGGGGAUCUCUGUCAGCCAGGAGGUGCUUGGCCAGCCCAACCCACUCCUCGCUAUCAAGCGCAAGAACUGCGUCCCCAGGGACUUGCCCUGCACCAGGGGAAGCUGUGCACCCCGACAGCCUCUUGAGGGGAGGGACAGCCACCCAGAUCCCAUCCACAGUUCUGCUGGCACCAGCUGA
Molecule: messenger RNA, 1500 nt
Organism: Charadrius vociferus (killdeer)
Lineage: Eukaryota; Metazoa; Chordata; Aves; Charadriiformes; Charadriidae
Gene: CCDC65
Product: coiled-coil domain containing 65
Exons: 8
Coding region: 1-1500 (499 amino acids)
Biological process (GO): axonemal dynein complex assembly; cilium-dependent cell motility; regulation of cilium movement
Cellular component (GO): axonemal dynein complex; axoneme
Source: RefSeq, a predicted model, not a curated record